UUGUAUUGUACAGCAUAUCUGCAGUUAUAAUAUAGGAGAAGAAGAUUUAGACGAGCGGAGGCGGAAGUAUCAAAGUUGACAUCGCAACGGCGACGAGGAAGAAGAAAACCAACAUGGCAGGCAGUUCAACCAAGUCAGUCUUAUUCGUUUGCCUGGGGAAUAUCUGCAGGUCCCCUAUCGCUGAAGCAGUAUUUAGAAAGAUGGCAACAGACGCUGGUGUCGUUGAUACGUGGGUCAUAGACAGUGGUGCAACAUCUGACUGGAAUACAGGCAGUUCUCCGGACGCCCGUGGUCUGGCCUGCCUGAGGAAACACAACAUUGAGACAGACCACAGGGCCCGACAGGUGACCAAAGAUGAUUUCAUGGGCUUUGAGUACAUCCUCUGCAUGGACGAGAGCAAUUUAAGUGACCUGAAAAGAAAAGCAAACUCUGUGAAAAACUCAAAGGCAAAGGUUGAGCUUCUCGGUGCUUAUGAUCCUCAGAAGCAGUUGAUCAUCAGAGACCCUUAUUACGGAAGCGAUGCCGACUUUGAAAUGGUGUAUGAGCAGUGCGUCCGCUGCUGCAAAGCUUUUCUGGAGGCAAACUCCUAACUUAGAGGAGAUGAAACAAUUCACAAUAAUUCUGUCAAACAAAUAAUCAAUUUAGAGCUUCUUGUGUUUUGUGUCACGCAGAUGUAAACAGACUUCACCUGUUGACAUCAUGUUGAAGACAUCCGUGAAUGUUCUGUCCUCGUAGCUAAAAAUCAUACAGAAGCACAUGUGCGUCUAUUUAGGAUGUUGUGGUGUGAGUCUGUUCACUAUCUGGAAUUUUAGGGAAUUAAUAAAUUUAAUUGAACAAAA
Molecule: messenger RNA, 839 nt
Organism: Cynoglossus semilaevis (tongue sole)
Lineage: Eukaryota; Metazoa; Chordata; Actinopteri; Pleuronectiformes; Cynoglossidae
Gene: acp1
Product: acid phosphatase 1
Exons: 6
Coding region: 114-590 (158 amino acids)
Biological process (GO): protein dephosphorylation
Cellular component (GO): cytoplasm
Molecular function (GO): non-membrane spanning protein tyrosine phosphatase activity; acid phosphatase activity
Source: RefSeq, a predicted model, not a curated record